AUGGAUACAUCACUUUCCCUUCUUUGUCCCCCUUCUAGUUCUUCUAUGGAAGAUACAGGGUCUAAGCUGACAGAAGUCAUAUCAGAGCCCACAGUCACACUGGAAAAUGAAGUGAAGGGUAGUAUUCUAUCCACUCCUCUACAGAAGGGGAAGUCAGACAAGAGAGUGGAAUGGUCAAGUGAUACAAUAGACAAUGAGCACUUGGGCCGUCGCUCAUCUAAAUGCUGCUGCAUUUAUGAGAAGCCUCAUGCAUUUGGUGAGAGUUCCUCCGAGAGUGAAAAAGAAGAUGAAGAGAACUGUGAUGCUAUACUAUGUGUCUGGGGUCAUCACAAGGGAAGGCAUCGUGCACUUUCCAAUACCACUUCUAGUAUUUCAUCUUCAAAACCUUCAGAUCCAUGUCAACCCCCUCCUUCACCCAUUAAGGGCUAA
Molecule: messenger RNA, 429 nt
Organism: Sciurus carolinensis (gray squirrel)
Lineage: Eukaryota; Metazoa; Chordata; Mammalia; Rodentia; Sciuridae
Product: E3 ubiquitin-protein ligase PPP1R11-like
Exons: 1
Coding region: 1-429 (142 amino acids)
Cellular component (GO): nucleus
Molecular function (GO): protein serine/threonine phosphatase inhibitor activity; protein phosphatase 1 binding
Source: RefSeq, a predicted model, not a curated record